Molecule: messenger RNA, 546 nt
Organism: Colletotrichum aenigma
Lineage: Eukaryota; Fungi; Ascomycota; Sordariomycetes; Glomerellales; Glomerellaceae
Product: putative feruloyl esterase
Exons: 2
Coding region: 1-546 (181 amino acids)
Source: RefSeq, a predicted model, not a curated record
AUGGCGUCAGAACAUGCAACCGCUACCAACGACGGCGGGCACUCGUCAGACGCCCUGGAUAGCCCCGGAAAUGUCAACUGGUCUCUUCACAUGGACUUCGUCUCGGUCGCACUGCACGAUACAGCAACCAUACGCAAAGCCGUCACCAAAGCGUUCUACGGCACGUCACCAAAACAUUCAUACUUCUUUGGCAGCUCUACAGGUGGUAGACAAGAUCAUAUGCUCGCACAAAGGUACCCACAGGACUACGAUGGAAUUAUUGCUCUGUUCCCCGCCACAAACUGGGUAAAGGUCUUCUGGGCUAGCUACUGGCCGAAGUUUGUCAUGGAUAAAACGGGCGUGUACCCCAAGCCAUGCGAGUUUAAGGACAUAACAGCUGCAGUCAUCUCUGCUUGUGAUAAGCUUCAUGGGGUGGAAGACGGCAUCAUCUCCCGACUUGAUCUCUGCAAAUUCGAUCCUCACGAAGUCGUGGGCAACAUCGCUGACUGCGACGGCACCGAGGUUGCUGUAUCUUCUGCGGCUGCGGACAUUACUCAGGCAACAUGA